Fulvia fulva is the source of this 3453-nucleotide messenger RNA. Its product is annotated as DNA repair protein RAD5. Lineage: Eukaryota; Fungi; Ascomycota; Dothideomycetes; Mycosphaerellales; Mycosphaerellaceae. The transcript is spliced from 2 exons. The record is from RefSeq and is a predicted model, not a curated record. Gene Ontology annotation, molecular function: hydrolase activity, acting on acid anhydrides, in phosphorus-containing anhydrides; ATP binding; nucleic acid binding. Bases 1 to 3453 code for a protein of 1150 amino acids.
AUGGACAUCGAUGAGAGACCACAUAAGAAGAGGAGAUUCUUCGCAGAAGCAUCAUCGCCUACCAACGCCUCCCUUACAGCAGAAACGAGUCGGCCCGACGAGAGAGAUGCGUUGCCAGCAGAGCCAGAACAUAGACCAAAUGGAGCGGCGAACCAGGAGAAUGUCUUCGACGCGGAUACCUUUGCGAGCAUAGUCGGUGGACAUGUGUCGCAAGCUGCGAUACGGAGCCUACAAGAUGCACACGGCAACAAUCUCGAGCGGGCCAUCAACGCUUACUUUGAUGGCUCGUGGAAGGCGACGCUCGCUUCGCCACGGAAAAAGUCUGUCGACACAAAGCAACGUCGCCUCGAUAUGAAUCGAGGAGAGAGCUCUUCCAAGGCAUCAGCUUCCAAUGUAACGAGCCCGCCACGAACACAGCCAGCACUCGAGUCCAUGCCAGAGAUGCGAUAUGUCGGUGCACUGGGCGUAGCUGGUUGGACAACGACGAGUGGCAGUAAUGUCAUAAAAGGAGGAGAUACCGUCAAGAUUCAGCGAGACCGGCAAAAGGCACUGCAGCCUGGGAAACUGGGAAGAGGCAGGAACCCGAUCAGGAAGACGCAGGAUGUCAUCGUUCGCUUCACAAACCCGAAAGGCUCGGAGAUUGGGCGGCUAGAGAAGGAUGCUGCCAUGUGGAUCGGUGCAUUGAUGGACCAGAAAGUGUGUCACUUUGAAGGACACUGUAUCUACGCGCCAGACCGGAUCCGGACCAACGAGACCAUAUAUUUGCAGCUCAAAUGCUUUUUGUUGCGUCCUGUCUUUGGCGCAGGCAAACUGGUCAAGCCCAGCGACAGCAAUCGCUCGACCAACUUCUUCGAGGCGAAAGAGACUUCGGAGGAACGAGAUCUACGGCUUCGGCAGAUAGGACUGGUGAAGCUUUUCUCAGAGAUCAAUCUGCAGCCCGCUACGACGAACGAGCUCACCGCGAAGCACAAGCGAGAUGGUAUUCUGCAAUCUGCCGAGAUGGCGGAACAAUUCGACCAGCAAGACGAAUCCAAGCGGAAGUCAAGUCAGGAUAAAGAGAAUGGCGGAUCCAGCCCACCUUCCGAGGAGAACGAAGACGGCGAGGAGCUCGAGCAGGAUCAACUUGAUUCACUGUACAAGAAGGCGCAGUCAUUCGACUUCAACACGCCAGAAGCACAGCCGGCAGCGACGUUCACGAUGCAUCUUCGCAAAUACCAAAGGCAAGCUCUUCACUGGAUGCUGCAAAAGGAGACACGAGAGCAGGCAGAGCAGAAACAGCAGAGCAUGCAUCCGCUGUGGGAAGAGUACUCCUGGCCGACCAAAGACGCCGAAGACAAGGAUUUGCCUGAUGUUCAGAACCUCGACAAGUUCUACGUCAACCCAUACAGCGGUGAGCUGAGCUUGGACUUUCCGGUGCAAGAGCAGACGUGUUUGGGUGGCAUUCUGGCAGAUGAGAUGGGUCUCGGCAAGACCAUCGAAAUGCUUUCCCUAAUCCACUCGCACAAGUCACCCGAGCACGAGGGCGUCAUUGGGGAUACUGACUCACAUAUCGACGCAGUCGGUAGUCUGGCAAGACAACCAAUGAAUUCAAGCACCAUCAAGCGAGCGCCAGCCACCACGCUCGUCGUCGCGCCAAUGUCACUCCUGGCACAGUGGGCGAGCGAAGCCGAGAAAGCGUCGAAGGCUGGCACUUUGAAGGUGUUGGUAUACUACGGCAGCGAGAAGGGCGUAAAUCUCCAGACGAUCUGCUCGGGCUCCAACAUCGGCUCAGCUCCCAACGUCAUCAUCACAAGCUAUGGUGUCGUCCUCUCAGAGUUCAACUCGGUAGCUAAUGCGCUUGCCGGCAACCGCGCAGCAUCUGGAGGACUCUUUGGUGUUGAGUACUGGAGGAUCAUACUCGACGAAGCUCACAUGAUCAAGAACAGGUCCUCAAAGACGGCAAAGGCAUGCUAUGAGCUUGCCGCCACACAUCGCUGGGUGUUGACCGGCACACCUAUCGUCAACAGGCUUGAAGACCUUUUCAGUCUUGUACGAUUCCUGCGGGUAGAGCCUUGGAGCAACUUCAGCUUCUGGAAGACGUUCAUCACGGCGCCAUUCGAAAAGGGCGAGUUUGUGCGUGCGCUUGAUGUUGUACAGACUGUACUUGAGCCGUUGGUACUUCGUCGAACCAAAGACAUGAAAACACCAGACGGCGAAGCGCUUGUACCUUUGCCGCCGAAGACAAUCAACGUCGAGAAGGUCAAGCUCUCGGGUCUGGAGGAUGAUGUCUACCAGCACAUUUUCCAUCGAGCGAAGAGGACCUUCGCAGAGAACGUCUCGGCUGGCACGCUGAUGAAGAGCUACACCACAAUCUUUGCUCAGAUCUUGAGGCUGCGACAGAGUUGUUGCCAUCCAAUAUUGACUCGCAAUAAGUCAAUAGUAGCCGACGAAGACGAUGCUGCCGCAGCAGCAGACAUCGCGAACGGUCUUGCCGACGACAUGGAUCUUGGUGCUCUGAUCGAGCGCUUCGAGGCCGACGAAGGCGAGCAAGAUGCUAGCAAGUAUGGAGCACAUGUCCUGAAGCAGAUACAAGACGAGUCCGAGAUGGAAUGCCCGAUUUGCAGCGAAGAGCCAAUGGAAGAGCAAGCUGUGACAGGAUGCUGGCAUUCGGCUUGCAAGAAAUGCCUACUCGACUACAUCGAACAUCAGAGUGCUAAAGGCGAGCUACCCAGAUGUUUCAACUGUCGGGAGCCGAUCAAUGCUCGUGAUGUGUUUGAGGUCAUCAAACAUGAAGAUGAUGACUAUGUUGAGGCCGACGAGAGCGAUGCGUUGAACGCUGCGAUAGGUGAUGGGGAGGAGGACGAUCUUUACGGAUGCACACAAGACGACAACCAAAAAAUCGCACCUACCAAACCGACAGUUCGCAUCUCACUGCGCAGAGUCAACCAGCUCUCCUCAGCAAAGAUCAACACCUUACUCACCCAACUAAAAAGACUCCGCAAAGCAGAACCAACCACCAAAUCCGUCGUCUUCAGCCAAUUCACCUCCUUCCUCGACCUCCUCGCGCCCGCUCUAACCGCCGCCGGAAUCUCCCACCUACGCUUCGACGGCAGCAUGGCCCAAAAAGAACGCGCCAAAGUCCUAGCCGACUUCGCCUCCCGACCAAAAUUCACAAUCCUCCUCCUAUCGCUCCGCGCCGGCGGCGUCGGUCUGAACUUGACGUGCGCGAAACGAGUCUUCAUGAUGGAUCCGUGGUGGAGUUUUGCGGUCGAAGCGCAAGCGAUUGAUCGUGUGCAUCGGAUGGGGCAGACGGAGGAGGUGAGCGUUACGAGGUUUAUUGUGGAGGGGAGUAUUGAGGAGAAGAUGUUGAAGGUGCAGGAGAGGAAGAAGUUUAUUGCGAGUUCGCUUGGGAUGAUGAGUGAGGAGGAGAAGAAGACGCAAAGGAUUGAGGAUAUCAAGGAAUUGCUGAGCUAG